AUGGCAUCUUUAUUAUCCUUUUAUCUACUUUCUUUGAUUUUUACCUUUCUUCUCAUCACAACACAAGCAAGGCCAGAAUAUCGUCAAAUCUCUAAUAUUAAUUCAUCUAAUCGAGUAAAACGUUUUGGCGGUUGGGGAGGUGGUACUUAUCGUUAUGGACCGUGUGGCUAUGGUGGUUGUUCUGGAGGCUCGGGAUUUGGAUAUGGAGGUGGAGGGUAUGGAGGAGGAUAUGGAGGAAGAGGAGGAGGUUAUGGUGGACGUGGACCAUGCGGUUCAGGCGAACAUCACAGCGCAGAAGUAUACGGCUGUGGUAGCAGAUAUGGAAGAAGAUGAAAAUAAAAUACUUAUUUUAAAUAAUA
Molecule: messenger RNA, 359 nt
Organism: Meloidogyne enterolobii
Lineage: Eukaryota; Metazoa; Nematoda; Chromadorea; Rhabditida; Meloidogynidae
Source: the annotation of a GenBank genome assembly